Molecule: messenger RNA, 1276 nt
Organism: Saccostrea cuccullata (small rock oyster)
Lineage: Eukaryota; Metazoa; Mollusca; Bivalvia; Ostreida; Ostreidae
Product: von Willebrand factor A domain-containing protein 7-like
Exons: 8
Coding region: 92-1276 (394 amino acids)
Source: RefSeq, a predicted model, not a curated record
AGCCUUUUUAUGUCAUAUUAUCAAAUCUUCAUUGAUAGCCUCCAGUCUGAAUUCAACACCGUUUAAAGUACAAAAACAUUUCUAUCUAGCAAUGUACACCCAAACAUGGACUUUCGUUUUACUUUUUCUAGUUCCAGCAUUUUCAUUCCCACCUCAGACCGUGCCUAGUGAACCCCAUACAAGAACACAUCGUGAAAUCACAAUAGAGGGCUUAUUCCGAGGUGUUGCCAAAGUGCUGCAAUCCAAUUCACUUGUGAAUACAUCCCACAAGGACCCAAAACAAAUUGUGAGGCAUUACUUCGGAUCUGAUGCUGAUGGAUUUCAAAACUUUUACAAUGUUCUCAUAACACUAAUUGAUCAUGAAAACAUGAUACAGAGAUACAGACAAGAGGAGGCUUAUGUUCAUGUGAAUGGCGAACAAAUCUUUAGAGCCCACAUGUACCUGUGUAAUAUUAGACUCCGGAUUAAAACAAUUGUUCAGACACUUCCGCUUGAUAGAGAUUUUCUCCUGCUUAGUAUUGGUCAGUAUCUCUACACACUACAAGAAUUCUACAGCAACACGAACUGGGUAGAAUUGAAAGGAGUAGCCAUAAACAAAAAUCUAGGUAUUGCAUCCAACUUUGGGUAUGAAGUUUCAGCUUUAUCUGAAGACACUUGCAAGAACUGCGAGAAAGGAAACUGUCGAAAUAAUGAUAUCACAGAUGGAAAACUGACGAGUGGAUAUAAAAGUGGUCAAAACAUAGAGAAACCAGCAACCAGGGGUGGAAUAAAUAAGGAACGAUAUAAUGUCAAGUUUUCUCCACACUACUAUUUGCAUCAACAUGCUUCAGAGGCGGCUGUAAUGGCAACUGAUUAUUUCAUAUCUGCUGAUAAAACAGGCUUGGUUCACCUGACGGGAUUGGACAUUUUCCUGCAAAUUUGUCAACUUCGAAGGAGAAUGAAAAUCAAAAUGGAAGGAUAUACUAUAGCUUUUGCUAUUCUGGUAGAUACCAGAGGCUCUAUGUCUGAUGACAUCAAAGCAGUUAUAGCUAAUUCUGUCAACAUUGUGACAAGUUUACAGGGAUCCAACAACGAGCCAGAUAACUACGUUCUGACAACAUUCAACGACCCAGUAAAGGUAGGCCUUCGAUAUGUGACGUCAGAUGGAUAUCAGAUGAUUCGACAGCUGCAGGGACUACAUGCCGAUGGAGGCGGCGAUUGUCCUGAAUAUGCUUUAUCGGGCACACUGACAGGUACUGUCGAUGCCAAUCUAAUUAAAAUUAGAUAUGAUCGUUGA